AUGAGCUCCACCCACCAACCCCUCGCGCCGCUGGGAGGCAUCCUCCCCGUAAGCCUUGGACGCGGCAACGGCAACGGGCAUGAGAUCCCUCGCAAGAUCACGAAGUCCGGUCGAGCCUGCGACAAGUGCCGCUCCCUGCGGAAACGAUGCGACGGCGCGAAACCCUGCACCCGCUGCCGGGGCCUCAAGGUGCCAUGCGAGUACUCCGGCCCCGACGGCCGCAAGAACGAAGACUGGAAGGCGCGCGUGGAGGCCCUCGAGCGCCGGAACCGCUUCCUCGAGGAGCAGGUCGCGCAGAUGAGCGCGCACCUCGCGCAACGUCAAUCCCAACCGCAGUCUCUGGCAGCAGUGCAGGUGCGGGUGCAAGAACUGCGCGACGACGACAACGACGAAAUGCUGCACAUGUUCUACGCCGCCACAGCCGACCACCCGCUGCUCGGGCAGAUGAGGGCCCAGUACGGGGUCCGCCGGGAAAACAGACGCGACAAGCUGCCGGACGAGCAGCUGACGCGGUACUCGAUUUCCGCGUUCUUCCAGUGUGCCUCGACGCUGUUCUACGUGACGACGGAGGAGCAGUCGACGCAGCUGGUGGAGCGCGUGUACCACAGCGACGACGCGAGUGUCGAGGACUUCUGUGAGCUCUCUGCGCUUGCGGCUGUUGGGAGUCUGUAUAGGAUCGAUGAGGUUCCCGAGGAGACGCGCGCAGAGUAUUUCUUUUUGGCGUCGACGAGUCUGAGCGAGGCGAUGCGGGGGGAUCAUGUGCAGGGGAUGCGCAUCUUUAUUUGUCUUUGCCUGAGCUGUGUCUUGGAUAAGAGCUCGAAUGCGAAGUUGUUGACUAUGUCCGCGCUGGAUCUCGCCCGGUCGAAAUUGCAGGGUCAGUUGCAGCAGUCGUAUCCUAACGACAUUGAUUCGGAGGAGUAUAGGAGGACGGUGCAGACGUUGGUCUUUCUGGAAGGAUGGCUCUCCUUCUCGCUCGGCUACAAGAACUGCCUCAAGGAAAGCGAAAGAAACCUCGUCCACGGCCUCUGGCCCCCAGCCCCCCAGUCCUUCUCCGUAACACCCGAAGCAUACACGACCCGCCUGAUCCAAUCCCAAAUGGCAAACCUCGCCCUGCUGGCCUCGGGCAUCCAAAACGAAAUGGUCCUCUUCCAAGCCGACUACUGGGCCCAUGCCGACCGCCUCUCCCUCCAGCUCGACCUCUGGCACCAAAGCCUCCCGCCGCAACUGCACCUCGCCGCACUCAACAAGCCGGAGAAGGGCGUGACAAUGCUGCAAGAGCGCGCGAUCUACCUGAUGCACAUGCUCUACAUCGACUCGCGGCUGCAGCUGUACUGCCAGCUAUUCAAGGCGAGUCAGAACGGCACAAACGGCACCGGCACCGGGAUCGGGAUCGGCCUGCACCAGAUCGGCCCGGAGUCAAGAUUCAGCCUCGAGACGCUGUUCAAGCAGGUCCCGGCACAUAUCUGCGAUGUGAACACGGAUUUCUCGAUCCAGCUGGCGAGGAUCAUCACGCUUAUGUUUUCGCGUGAGGCCAUUUUCGCGCGGUGCUGGCUUGUCAUACGCUGCGCCUUCGACGCCUGCAUCGUGCUCCUCCUCGGCGUGUGCCAGAAGUACUUCACGGGCGCCGAAGCCUCAACAAUGGAGCUGGACAUCACCGAGAUCUUCGCGCACAUCGAGUCCUGCCGCAAGGUCCUGCGGUGGUGCGGGAAGAGAGACGUCGCCGCGAACCGGCUGGGGGACCUUCUCGAUCCGGUUCUGCGUCAGCUCAGCCAUAUGAGCAUGGGCUCGGGCUCUAGUCCGCGUCCCGGUCUAGCAGGCGCCGGGGGCGGGGGCUCCAGCUCGUCGGGCACGGGCUCAUCGGGACAGACACCUGGCACCAGCGCCACCGAGGGCUUCAGCCCAAGUCUAGCGGGUAGCGGCGGCGGAGGCUCGUCGGGUACGGGCUCAUCGGGACAGACGCCCAGGACCAGCACCACCGAGGGCUCUACGCCGGCCUCCGGCUCCGGCUCUGGGUCUGGAUCUGGAUCUGGAUCUGGAUCUGGAUCUAGCUUGCUCGCGCCACCUGGGAGCGUGGACACGCCCGGUUCAACUUCUGCUUCUGAUGUAGCUACGGCUGCCAGUCGCCCCUUGGACGUGGAGAGUUUCAGCACGGAUACGCGCGAGAUGAACAUCCAGUUCAUCCUCGACAAGAAGGCGAGCGACCUGCUUAUGCUUGUGCGGAUGACGCAUCAGAUCUUCAACCUCAUGCCGCCGGAUGGGUGUUAUGUUUGGGUGUAG
Aspergillus mulundensis is the source of this 2277-nucleotide messenger RNA. RefSeq lists its product as uncharacterized. The record is from RefSeq and is a predicted model, not a curated record. The coding region runs from base 1 to 2277 and encodes 758 amino acids. Gene Ontology annotation, molecular function: zinc ion binding; DNA-binding transcription factor activity, RNA polymerase II-specific. The transcript has 6 exons. Gene Ontology annotation, biological process: regulation of DNA-templated transcription. Lineage: Eukaryota; Fungi; Ascomycota; Eurotiomycetes; Eurotiales; Aspergillaceae.